Molecule: messenger RNA, 16702 nt
Organism: Medicago truncatula (barrel medic)
Lineage: Eukaryota; Viridiplantae; Streptophyta; Magnoliopsida; Fabales; Fabaceae
Product: midasin
Exons: 77
Coding region: 282-16442 (5386 amino acids)
Biological process (GO): ribosomal large subunit assembly; ribosomal large subunit export from nucleus
Cellular component (GO): nucleus; preribosome, large subunit precursor
Molecular function (GO): ATP hydrolysis activity; ATP binding
Source: RefSeq, a predicted model, not a curated record
CCCUUUCACCGCGCCAUUCAGAAACCCUGCACGGCACCACAAACCCCACACCUGACACCACCGCUUCCUCCGUUCCGACGAAGCUUUCGAUUCUUCAACAAACUCUCUAAUUCUUCAUCUUCAAUCAUCUCACGCGAACACAGUCUCCAAUUUCAUCUCAAUUUUCAUACUCGUUGUUCAAACGAAACUAUUUUAUCAUUAUUUUCGAUUUUGAUUCUUGUUUUUAUAUAUUCUUACUCGAUUAACGUUAAAUUUUGUUAGAAAAGUGUUUUUAGGUUGAAAUGUCGAUUGACGGAAGCUUCACCCUUCAUUUGGCGCUUCGGAGAUUGCUUGAUCGUUGUCCAAAGCUUCAAUCAUUUCCUCAGAUUGAGGCGUUAGCUCAGAAGGGGAACUUGGUUACACAAGAGGAAGUGGUUAAUGUGUUAGUGGGUUUUUUUCUGCAUCCUAGUUAUACAAUUCCAUUGAUGGGAUGUUUCCGGGCAAUUGCUAGAAAAUUUGUAGAUAAAGCUGUUGCUUUGCUUCGUUUGGUACCAAAUUUGAGGUCUAAUACCGUGGAUGAUGCUAUGGAAAUUGACGCAGACAUUGUCUUGGAUGAUGUUGCCAAUGUUGUAGAGUACUAUGUUGAACAGGGAAGGGGUCUUGAUCUUCAUGAACAUGUUUGUUUAGCCUUCUGUCGUGCUCUCGAUCUUCAUGAGCAGAACUUGAUGAGUUCUGUAUUAAGCUAUUUCAAAUUUGCACCUGCUCCAUUUGAAAGAUUUUCAGGGAAACAUGUUAUGGUUGAGCCCCAUGGACUGCAUGUUGCUAGCAUAUCAUACCGUUUUCUUGUUUUAAAUCCUGAAAUUUUCUCAAAGCUUUGGGACUGGUCUUGUUUUCUAGAACUCGAGCCAUGCAAAUCAGACCUGAUAUGGUGCAGGGGUGAGAUAUUAAAAGUUGUGCUCAAAUCAGGUUCAAGAGCCAGUGAAAGCUUGAAUAUUGAAGCUCAGGAAGCAUCUGCACGUUGGAAAGAGUUUUGUGAGGACACAUUACUAGAGAAAGCUGGUUGUUUUGUCGAACCAACAGCAGACUAUGUUUCUGAUUCUCCUAAUAGUAGCUUGGAUUUCAAUCAAGAGAUCUGUUUAAGUUCCUUAAGAUUUAAUCAUCAUCCCAUUGGUUCUCCAAAGGUUCAUGGGUUGCAGCCACCUUAUAGGAGCAAACGGCUUACCACAAGGGAUGAUAUAUCAGCAAGUUGUACAUUUAUAUUGACAUCAGCAGUGAAGGAAAGUUAUGAAAGAGUUCUAUUGGCAGCGAGUCAGAAGUGGCCUGUUCUUUUAGUUGGUCCCUCUGGUUCCGGAAAAUCUGCUCUUAUUUCUAAGCUGGCUGAGGAUAGUGGUAACCAAGUUAUAUCCAUCCAGAUGGAUGACCAGAUUGAUGGCAGAACAUUGGAAGGGGGGUAUGUCUGUACAGAUAGGCCUGGGGAGUUUAGAUGGCAGCCUGGGUCACUUACUCAGGCUGUGCAGAAUGGAUUUUGGAUUGUUUUUGAGGAUAUCAACAAAGCACCAUCUGACGUACACUCCAUAUUGUUGCCUUUAUUGGAAGGGAAGGAUUCAUUUGAGACAGGACAUGGGAAGAUAAAGGUGGCAGAUAGUUUCAGGAUCUUUUCAACUGUUGUUUCUGAUUUAGACUCUUCCGAGAGUGCAGGUCAAGAUUCACUCAGUGUCCUUUGGAAAAAAAUAAGAAUCCGAGCACCGGAAAAUGAAGAUUUGCAAGAGAUAGUCAAAGUGAGGUAUCCUGAUUUGGGGAUUCAUGCCAACAAACUCAUAGAAACCUUUGAUAGGGUCAGCAACUCUAUUUCCAUGUUUCAAGUAGCGGGAUGCUCUUCUGUCAGGUUCUCAUUAAGGGAUCUCUUAAAAUGGUGUAAAAGAAUAACUGGUUUAAGGUUUUGCUUUGAUGGUAGCUUGUCAGAAGAACAAUGUAAUUCUAUAUAUACAGAGGCUGUUGAUGUAUUUGCGACCUUCCCUGCUUCAUUUGAUAACCGGUUAUCAAUAAUGAAAGAGAUAGGGAAGUUGUGGAAAAGACGAGAUUCUGCUGCUGAGACCUUAUAUCCCCUCGACAAACCAAUAUAUCAGGAUUCUGUCCCAGGUUUAAAAAUAGGCCGGGUUUUACUCCAGUACACAAAAACACCUUCAAACGAACGCAGAAUUCCAUUUGUUGAGAUCCGUAGUUCGUUGUUUGUAUUGGAGCGUAUAGCUUGCUCUGUCAAGCAUAAUGAACCUGUACUCUUGGUUGGAGAAACUGGUACUGGAAAGACUACACUUGUUCAAAAUUUGGCUUUAAGGCUUGGUCAGAAGCUUACUGUUUUGAACAUGAGUCAGCAAAGUGAUGUUGCUGACUUACUUGGAGGAUUCAAGCCGGUGGAUGAACAGUUUGUGUAUUCCCAUCUUUAUCAGGAAUUUAUGGCUCUGUUCGCUAGGACAUUUCCUAUUGAGCUAAAUUCAGAGGUUUCUAAUCAUCUAGAGAAGAUUUUAAAUAGCAAGAAUUGGGAAAAGCUACUUAGAGGAAUUCAACAAGGAGUUGGGAAGACACAACCGCUUAUAAGAUCCAAAAAGCGUAAAAGGCCAGAAGAACUACUCCAAGCUUGGGAGAGCUUUUAUAUGAAGUUUGACAAUGUCUGUAAAAGUAAUCUAUCUUCUGGGAUGCUUUUUUCAUUUGUAGAAGGAAGUUUUGUUACUGCUCUUAGAAACGGUGAGUGGAUUUUGCUUGAUGAGGUGAAUUUGGCUCCUCCGGAAACCUUGCAAAGAAUAAUCGGUGUUUUAGAAGGGGAAAAUGGGGCAUUGUGUUUAGCUGAAAGAGGGGAUAUUGAUUAUAUACACCGUCAUCCAAACUUUCGUAUAUUUGCUUGUAUGAAUCCAGCAACUGAUGCAGGGAAACGGGAUUUGCCAUUUUCAUUGAGGAGUAGAUUUACUGAAUAUUUUGUUGAUGAUGUUCUGGAUGAUAAUGAUUUAAGUCUGUUUAUUAGUCAGUUCAUUAAUAGUGGCCAUAUACAGCUGGUGAGUAAAAUUGUGCGAUUCUAUAAAGAAUCGAAAAAGGAAUCUGAAGAGAGGCUGCAGGAUGGUGCUAAUCAGAAACCACAAUACAGUUUAAGGUCCCUUUAUCGCGCUCUAGAGUAUACAAGUAAAGCAGAGAGAGAGUUUGGAUUUCAGAAGGCUUUAUAUGAUGGCUUUAGUCUAUUUUUCCUCACAUUGUUGGAUGGGUCUAGUGCUGACUUAAUGAGGCAAAAGAUAUUGUCUCUUUUAUUGGGGGGGAAUAUGCCUUCAGAUGUACCUUUUCACAGAUAUUUGAGUACCUUUAAAUCUGAUGGGUAUUCUGGGAACUAUGUUAAAACUAAAAGUGUCCAGGAGCAUCUUGGUAAUUUGGCUCGAGCUGUUCUAAUAAAGAGAUACCCUGUUCUCUUGCAGGGACCGACGUCUAGUGGGAAAACUAGCCUUGUUCAAUAUCUUGCGUCCAUAACUGGGCAUGAGUUUGUACGAAUCAAUAAUCACGAACACACCGAUUUGCAAGAGUAUCUAGGUUCUUAUAUAACUGAUGCUAGCGGGAAGCUUGUUUUCAAUGAAGGUGUUUUGGUAAAAGCGGUAAGAAAUGGUUACUGGAUUGUACUGGAUGAGCUUAACUUGGCUCCAUCUGAUGUGCUGGAAGCAUUGAACCGAUUACUUGAUGAUAACAGAGAGCUUUUUGUUCCUGAACUUCAAGAAACAAUUAAAGCUCAUCCAAACUUCAUGCUUUUUGGAACACAAAAUCCACCUACACAUUAUGGCGGGCGAAAAAUGUUGUCUCGGGCAUUUCGUAACCGUUUCAUAGAGAUUCAAGUUGGUGAGAUUCCUGACGACGAGCUGAGUAAAAUAUUGGGAGAGAGAUGUGAAAUUCCAUUAAGUUACGCCUCAAAAAUGGUUGAAGUAAUGAAGGAGCUUCGAAUGCACAGACAGAGUAGCAGAGUCUUUGCUGGGAAACAUGGAUUCAUAACUCCUCGAGAUUUGUUUCGUUGGGCUGAACGUUACAAGAAAUUUGGUAAAUCUCAAGAAGACUUGGCCAAAGACGGUUAUUAUCUUUUGGCAGAACGGCUACGGGAUGAGGAUGAGAAAUCUGUUGUUCAAGAAGUUCUGGAAAAACAUUUUCGGGUUAAACUAAACAUAGAAAAUUUAUAUGGUCAGAUUUUGUCUGGAGAAAGCUCUUCAUACAAUUCAAUUGUCGGUUUAGGAGGUCUGAAGAGUCUCGAAAGUGUAUUCAUGACCAAAAGUAUGAAGAAGCUAUACUUCCUUGUGGAGCGCUGUUUUGAAUUACGCGAGCCUGUGCUACUUGUUGGGGAGACGGGUGGAGGGAAGACCACUGUUUGUCAGUUACUAAGUGCUUGUUUGCAGUUGAAGUUACAUAUCUUGAAUUGUCAUCAGUAUACUGAAACAUCUGAUUUUAUAGGGGGUUUUCGUCCUAUACGAGAUAGAUUUAGACUGAUUUCCAACUAUGAAGAGAUCAUUGAACAGUUGAAGAGACUGAAGGCUUUCAGAUGCUAUCCUGAAGACCAUUUGAUUUCUUCUGGCGUAGACCAAGCUUCUUUAACUAUUGAUCUACUGAAUAGUAUGAUAAGGAAAUAUAAAGAGGGGCGAGUUUGUACUGCUGAUGUCAUCAAAGAAGAACUUUAUGCUUUUGAGCAAUUAAAGUUGAACCUUGAUGUCUUGCAUCGAAAGUGGCAAAGCAUAUUUGAGUGGCAGGAUGGUCCUCUUGUAAAAGCAAUGAAAGAUGGUGAUCUCUUUCUUGUGGAUGAGAUAUCCUUGGCAGAUGAUAGUGUACUUGAGAGAUUGAACAGUGUGUUGGAGCCAGAAAGGACGCUAUCUUUGGCUGAGAAAGGAGGGCCUGAUCUUGAGAAAGUUGUGGCACAUUCAAAUUUCUUUGUUCUUGCAACAAUGAACCCUGGUGGUGAUUAUGGUAAGAAAGAGCUCUCUCCAGCACUACGCAAUCGAUUCACAGAGAUAUGGGUUCCCCCUGUUAUUGAUUUAGACGAGCUUCAAGGAAUCGCUAUGGAAAGAAUUCCCAAGUUUAAAGUCCCCACAUAUGAAGAAAAACUAUUAUGCAUUGUUAAUGCUAUGAUUAGUUUUUGGGAGUGGUUCAACAAAUUACAUCCAGGGAGAAUGCUUACUGUCAGAGAUCUCAUUUCCUGGGUUGCUUUUUACAAUAUAACGGAAGAAAGCUUAGGACCCGAACAUGCACUUCUUCAUGGAGUAUUUCUUGUUUUGCUUGAUGGGUUAAGUCUAGGUACAGGAAUUUCAAAAACGGAUGCUGGAGAGCUAAGGGAGAGGUGUUUAUCCUUUCUUCUACAAAAGCUGAGGGUUGAUGAAAGUAAUUUACUAUAUUCAAAGCUUUCAAGAAUGGGAAACUAUGGAUGGGGUGAAUAUGGCACAAACGUGGAUGUGUCACACAGUGAUGAUAAGCAACAUGAUGAUUUAUUUGGCAUCGAUCCGUUCUAUAUCAAGAAAGGUUUCAGCAGCUGUGAGGACGGUGGGUUUGAAUUUAAAGCGCCAACCACCCGCAGAAAUGCCUCGAGAGUUUUGCGGGCUAUGCAGCUUCCAAAGCCUGUUUUACUUGAAGGUAGUCCAGGUGUUGGGAAAACAAGUUUAAUCACUGCCUUGGGAAAAUAUUCUGGGCAUAAAGUUGUACGGAUAAACUUAUCCGAGCAGACUGAUAUGAUGGAUCUGUUGGGGUCUGAUUUACCUGUGGAAAGUGAUGAAGGAAUGAAGUUUUCGUGGUCUGAUGGGAUACUAUUGCAGGCCUUGCAGGAAGGCUGUUGGGUUUUGCUGGAUGAGCUUAAUCUUGCCCCACAAUCUGUUUUAGAGGGUUUGAACGCUAUUCUGGACCAUCGAGCUGAAGUGUUUAUACCGGAGCUGGGUAAUACUUAUAAGUGUCCUCCAUCAUUUAGAGUUUUUGCGUGUCAGAAUCCAUCACAUCAAGGUGGUGGCCGGAAAGGCCUUCCGAGAUCCUUCCUAAAUCGAUUUACCAAGGUAUAUGUGGAUGAGCUAGUUGAGGACGAUUAUCUGUCUAUUUGCAAAUCAAAAUUUCCAACUAUCCCGGAGCCUUUACUUUCAAUGUUAAUCUUAUUUAAUAAAAGGAUGCAUGAAGAAACCAUGCUGAAUCAAAAUUUUGCAAAGGAUGGUUUCCCAUGGGAAUUUAAUCUUCGCGAUGUGUUCCGAUCUUGUGAGAUAAUUGAAGGUGCACCGAAGCCUUUGGAAGUGCAUUCCUUCUUGAACAUUGUCUAUAUUCAAAGAAUGCGUACCGCCGCUGAUCGAAAAGAAGUCUUACAGGUUUUCAACGAGGUAUUUAAGGCCACACCAUCAAUAAAUCCGUACCCCCGUGUUCAGCUCAAUUCAGAUAAUUUAAUUGUGGGGAAUGUUUCUAUCAAGAGGAAUGUCACCCAAUUUUAUACUGCCUCAAGCAAUCAGCUCCUGAUACAACCUAAAAUUUGUCAAAGUUUGGAAGCUGCAGCUCUUUGUGUAAAGCGUCAAUGGUUAUGUAUCUUGGUCGGCCCAUCAUGCUCAGGAAAAACUAAAUUGUUACGAUUACUUGCGAACCUAACAGGCAAUGUACUGAAUGAAGUAAAUCUUUCAUCCGCAACUGAUAUUUCUGAAUUGCUGGGAUCUUUUGAACAAUAUGAUGCCUUGCGUAACCUUCGCACAGUUGUUUCUCAAGUUGAGGGCUAUGUUAAUGAAUACUGUAGUUUGCAACUGAAAGUUUUGAAUGGAGCAACAUUUAAGGAAACAAAUUUAUAUAGAAGAUGGUUUGAUUUUUCGUCUAAAUUUGACACCUUAGCUUCUGCUUCAAAUUAUCUUGAAAACUGGAGGAAUAUAAUCUGUUCUCUUAGUUUGUUAGAUGAGAUCAUUGAAAAACUGAAGUUGUGUAUAGAAAAGAAUUCUCUUCUCUUAUCUUAUUCAAUUCAGGAUCUUGAUUUAGUCAAGCAUACAAUUUUAAAACUCAAAGCAGAUGAUCAGAAAAGGUUGGUUUCCACAAAAUUUGAAUGGGUUACAGGAUUACUGAUCAAGGCUAUCGAGCGAGGGGAAUGGAUUGUACUGGAGAAUGCAAAUCUAUGUAAUCCCACGGUUCUUGAUAGGAUUAACUCUUUGGUUGAACCUAGUGGAUCAAUCACGGUCAAUGAGCGUGGAAUUGUUGACGGAAACCCCCUGGUUAUCCACCCACACCAAAGUUUCCGCAUGUUUCUCACCGUUAAUCCCUGCUACGGUGAGGUUUCUCGAGCUAUGCGUAACAGAGGAGUUGAAAUAUUUAUGAUGGAGCCUUACUGGGCUUUGGAUGAUGCAAGUGUAAGCUCUGAGAUUAUUGAACUCAAAGAUGUGAAGAGAUUUCUCACUUUAGCAGGUAUCCCAUUUGCUCAAUUGAUUGAUUCAAUGGCCAGAGCCCACAUGUACGCUAAAAGUGAAGGUUCAAAGCUUAAUGUUCACUUAAAGUAUCUUGAACUUUCACAUUGGGUCCAUCUUUUUCGGCAGCUUCUCAUGAAUGGCUGUCGUCCCAUCUGGAGUCUACAAUUGAGUUGGGAACAUACAUACCUCUCAUCAUUCUAUGUCGAUGGGGAACAAAUUAUCAAUUUUGCAAAAAUCAAAUAUUUAUCUGUUACUGGUUUGUGUAGAUAUGAUCCUUUGACAGAAUGUCCAUUGGGCUUGCCAGGAGGAUGGCCUGCGACAUUGGGGUUAAGGGAUUAUAUAUAUUACUCAAAAGAAGCUUCAAUCACACAGAAUUGCAUGUAUCUGGAGUUCCUGGGAACUCAAUUUGCAUCACAUCAAUAUCAAAUUGCUCAGAGAAGGUACUCCAGAGAUAGUUUGCAAACUACUGCUGAUCAUGUGAGGCCAUAUUUGAUGGAUAUGAGGAUGUUACAUGAUAUUAUGUUUCCUAAGACUUCAGUUGGAAUAAUGCCACAAUGUGAAAGUGAAUUUGAAUUCAACUCAGAAUUGGCAAACAAAAUGCUCUUAUUUGCAGCCAAUUGGACAAUUGAACAAGCAACGGAAAGUGAUUUUAAGUUGUAUCUUCUCAGGUUUGAUUGGUUUAGUUCUCAGCUGCAGCCUUUCUGCCAGUUCUUCGAUAACUUCCACAAACUGAUAGGGCAGAUCAUCAAACAUCCUAUUUGGGAAUAUAUAUCAUGCCGAAGCAAACUAGAUGUUGAUAUGCAGUUGAUGCCAUUGUUAUCACUUGAUUUAGUUGAUUUGGCAGCUCCAGAUAGUGAAAUUAAAUAUCUCUGUAAUGCCAUUUGUUGCUUUGAUCCGCUAAGGUUAACUUACCAGCAAUGGAUUACUGAGAUUCAGUAUAGUUUUACAGAUGCAGUGAGUUGCUUUCUUCCAGUUUUGAAGUCUCUUCAUGUGUUGGAAGAUGAAUUUCUGAAGAAACUCGUAGCUUCAACUCCUAAGCUAAUUGAAGAUAAAUCUUUUGAUAAUUUAAUACAGUUAUACUCUGACCUUAUUGAGGAUCAUGUAUUAUUCUGGCGUUACUUCAGCUCUUCAAUGUUUGACCAGAUGAUAAUUUCUUGGCAUUCUUUGCUGAAAGCUGCUGAGAAGCUUAUGACUAUCUGUCCUGAAGCUGUAAACCAUUUUUUGAUGGAGAGCAAAAAUUUGGAAAGGUUUUCAUCUUCAGAAAAAUCCUUGCUGUGGAUUCAUGGCGGUCACCCAUUUUUGCCCACCUCGUCUGAUUUACAUGAUAAAAAUCAGCAGCUUCUAAAAUUGACUGAACCGCUUUGGCCAAGGAAGAGAGCAAACAGUAGUAAUCAAGGAAUAUUGAACAUCGAUCAAGUCGAUGUUGUAGCAUUUGAUCAUGAUCUUCGCUUCCUUGUAAUGCAAGAUAUCUCCAACUCCUCGUUUAUGAUAGCGAAACGGAGUCAUGAAGAUGAUGGUGUUCAUAUUAUUGAGAAGUUAGAUGAGGCAUAUCAGGUGCUGUCAGGAAGGUUAGAGCAUGAACAGAACAAGUUGCAAAUGAAUACUGGAACCAAAGAUCUUUCUGCUUAUGCCGAAAAUCUAGCUUCUUGUUGUUUGUCUACACCUGAGUUGUUAUGCCAAAAGUCUGUAUUUGAGGGUGUGCAGGAUACGUUUCCUCCAGCUGAUGCUACCAGUCUAUUCUGGGACAUGGAGUUACUAAAGGAGCUCACAUCUGUGCCUUUGGACGAACUCGAAGGGUUACACCAAGUUGUUGGACGUCUUUCCUACCUUUUGGACUCUGCUUUAAAAUUUUCUUUGAGUUUCUCAUCAAGACCCCCACAAAUGUUUUCACCACAUCAAAAGAUUUUGUGGACCCUGAAUGCUUGGACUUCAAUGGAUGCAGUGAAUAUGAAAAUUGCAAGCUUUGUUCUUGAGAUGUGGUUUAACUGGCAUGAGUCUUUGUGGGCAUGCUUUCCUGAAUUUGUUAAGAAUUUCUCUAAGAUCGAAGGUUUUGAUAAUAUCAGUAUUGCAUUACCCCACACGCUCAUUCAGCCUGUUUGUGCUUCCACUGUGUUACAGAUCACGGAAAGCUCACAUGCUGUCAAGGAGUUUUGGGUGCAAUCUCUCAAGUGUAGAGCUUCCUUGUCCAAUUUGUGGAAUUGCUCUCACCAUGGGACAUAUUUGCCUAAAUUUCUUUUGUCUGCUGCCCGUGCCCUUUUCCAACAGAUUAUUUAUGCGCACAGAAAAUCAUUUGAUGCUGAUCAAUAUGCUGCAAUUAAAUAUAACUUUUCUUCUUUUGAGAGAAAUAUGGCUACAGAAGAAAGCAUCCAUUUGGUGAGCACCCUUGUUGGUUCAUCACGACACCACAGAUUGAAAAACUCGGUGAAUAAGUUCAUUGUUCCGCUGCUUAGGGAGCUGUAUAUUCAGUCCACUACCACUGAUUUCAAUUUCAAUUAUACUAUUGGUUGUGCAUGGGCACACAUUGGAGCAUUACGCAUUCAUCUCUUGCUCAGCUAUAAUGAAGUUGAUCCUGUCAUGAAGUAUUAUUGCAAGUACACUCAGCUUGAAGAAACAAUAUCAUCACUUGAACUUGAAAUUCAGGUUCGGAAAGAGUGCGGGUAUUUAUCAGGACAGUUUUUGACAGUAGAAGCUGAUAAAAGAAAGGCUGAAAGGCUAGAAAAGCUUCAAGCAGAGCUUAGAAAGCUGCAAAGAAAGAUUGUGUUCCGCUCUGAAUCCUGGAAAUACAAAAAGUUAAUGAAUGAAUGUGAUGAGUUUCUCAAACACAUUGCUUCUUUGGAAGUUUUAGUGGGUAAUGUUGAAGCAGAGGAUCUACAACAGGUUAUUGACCGCACUCACAGUUGGCAGGAAACAGCAAUGUGUUUCAUUAAUCGAUUGACGGAUGAGUACACGGCAUAUAAUGACAUUAUCCAACCAAUUCAAGUCGCUGUAUAUGAAAUGAAAUUUGGGUUAUCGCUGGUUCUGUCAAGCUUCUUGGAAAAAGAAUAUUUGAGAAAAGUUGGGCAUGAAAACAUCAACCUGGUUACGGAUAUGAUAUAUAUACUUAUGCGCUUCCCUCGAGCUGCUUCAUGGAAAUUCAUUUCCGUUGAGGACGUUGGAGUAGACUUGCAUUCAUCAUACAAGCUAGAUUUUGGGACAGACUUUUAUUUGAAUAUGGGUUUGAUAGAAAGGCUUAUCACUCUUUCAAGCGGCGUUUCUGCUGAUAAGAAGGUAUCUGCGAUGCGAUGUAGAGCUUCCAUCUACUGGAACAUUCUUGUUCAAAUUGCAUAUUCUAUAGCAAACGCAAAAAUAAUCGACCGUGAAUCUUAUAUGCUUUUGCACAAGAUAUUUGACGAGUUUGCCAGUCUUUGGAUGAGUAUGAAAGUUUAUGCCAAAUCAAAAAGCGAUCAUGACGCUCAACAGUUCAAGUUUAAGCCUCGAGCAUUCCAAAUUGAGAGUAUUAUGGAGCUUGAAAUACCAGCUCUUGCAAAUUCAAGUGCAACCGAAGCAUUUUCCGAUUGGAAAGAGUUUUCUUAUGAAGAAAAGUCUGCUGACAAUAUGGAAUCUUCAGAGGAAUGCGAAAUAUUGGAUGAAGAAUGGAAACAUCUGGAAGAGUCUAUUCUGGACAAUGUGGUUCUCAUUCACAGUCAGUUAUUUGGAUCUGGUGAUCUAGUCCAAGCUCCUGGAAUCUUCGAAAUUUCUGAUGAAGAUCGGUUGCAUUCCUUCAGCGAGUCAUAUAAAUUGGGUAUCAAUUUAAUCAAAGGUGCCCACUCUUCAAAUCUGGCCAGCUUAGAUGCUAAGCUGAUUCCAGAGCACUUAUUUUAUCUCUCUAUCGACUAUAGAAGGAAGUUUCAUUCAUCAUCCAAAUCCGCUAAUAGAUACAAUUUUUACAAGGAUUCAAAUGCUCAUGAGAUUGAACAAAUGCUGAAAGUACUUGCACCGCUAAGACAGCAGAUCACAUCCCUUUUAAAUGAGUGGGAAGAGCAGAAUGAUCUUCAGAGAUUUUUGGAUGUCAUUGACAUGCUCUUGACUCUUCCAUCUGAUAUCCCUCUAGCUAAGGCUUUUUCAGGGUUGCAGUUUUUACUUCACAAGGCUCAAGUUAUGCAAGAAAAUCAUUCAAAGUUCACCUUCUCAAAUCAGUUGAAAUCUGUUUUUGAUCUGAUGUCAUCAUGGCACAAGAUGGAACUGGGCUCUUGGCCCGUGUUGCUCGAUGAGGUGAUGGAUCAGUAUGAGAACAAUGCUAAAAAAUUGUGGUUUCCUCUGUACUCUCUUCUUCUAUCCACUACUUCUGAUCAAUCAAUUUUCCAAAGCCUGGAGGACUUUAUUCAGACUUCCAGCUUUGGGGAAUUCAGGAAACGGCUUCAGCUUCUUUAUGCUUUCCUUGGUCAAAAUCAUACAAGUGCAUGCCUGAAAAUUAAUUCCAGCUGUUGUCGGACGGAGCAGUCAACAUUCUUGUACAAUAUGUUUGGAUUUUAUGUGCAGUUCUUACCAACUGUAUCGAAGCACAUUGAUGCUAGUAGGAAAGAGAUUUUGACUGAACUGAAAGAUUUGGUGAAACUAUGUCGGUGGGAGCAGGAUAAGAGUUAUUCAUCGAUUGAAAAUUUGAAAAAGAGUCGACAGAAGCUGAAGAAACUUAUAAAGAAGCAUACUGAUAUUCUGCAAGAACCUAUGGAUAAGCUCAUUCGUGAUGUUCUACACAAGGGUUCAAUCAGCGGUGUUUCUGAUUUGCCAUUGUUCAGUGAUGAAAACAGGUUGAUCUGGUUUGAAAACUGCAGCAUGGCAUUAGACCAUGCUUUUGAGAAUUUGCUGCUUAAGAAAACCUCAGCAUUUGAUGUUUUACUUUUACAACAGAAAAAUGCUAAAGAAGUUGGAAGCACAUUAAGAUCUUGUGAUUCCCAACGUACACUAUACCAGGAAGGAUGGAAAGAUGUAUGGCAUAUGAUUGAAAAUAUUUAUAUUAAAGCAGUUGACUCCGGUAACAUUUGGAAGGAAGAUAAAAAUAAUCAAAGGAAGAGUAGAGCUUUGUCUGACCUUCUCAACCUUUUAAAAACGAGUGGGUUGUCUCAACGCAAGUCUACGCAUAAGGUGGAUGAGCGAAAACCUUGGUGGUUCCUUCAGCUUUCCGGGAACAUGGAGUGUCUACUUCUAGAAAAUAGUAGAUUCGCCAGUCCAUCCUUGGAAAUUGAUGGUAAAGUAAAAAAUAAAGAUGCCCCUGAAGAAAGCCCACUUACGGAGUGGAAGACAGCUAUUGAGCAUUACUUCAAGAGUGUUAUGUGUGUGCGUCUUCUGCAGGAAGAGAUAUGCCUCGAUCCUCAUAAAGAUAUAGCUCCUCAACAGGUUACCAGGUCCAGUUCUUUCCUCAGUCAGCUUGUCCAGAUACAACAGGACCAACUUGCUGCUGCCAGUGUAUUUAGCGAGAAAUUGAAAUGCUUUAGAGAAUUUGCAACUACUAUGGGAAAGUUGUUUUCAUUUUCCUCCCCCACUGAUAACAGUAAAAGUUAUAUGUGCUCUAUUGUUCCGCCAAAUCAGCUUGCUACUUACAAAUGCAUGUGGCAACAGAAGCAAUUAUUUGAUAGUCUGUGUGCUACAUCAAAUGGAGAAUUACUUUUACUAAGGAUAUUAGAAAAUAGCCAUUUAAACACUUGUCAAAGAACAAGACCUUCAGCGAGUGAGAUGACCGCUUCCAUUGAAGAAUUCUUACCAGUGUUCUGUAAAUCAAAGGAAUCAUUGGAUUGUUACCUUAUUGGGGGGUCGAAAGCUGUCACUACAAUAGCAUCCUCACAUCUUUCUGUUGUUACUCAAGAAAUGGAGCAGCUGGUAUCCGAAAAUUUCAAGGUCAUAAAGGAUUUUAAGGAUCAUUUUCUUGUACUACAAGCGAAUGGUAUGGAUAGAAGCUCAGUUAAAAAUGUUCUGAUUCAUCAUUUUCAAGAAAUAAUUGACAAGGCAAAAUCAAUUGAGGAAGAAUUUAUCACUGCAAAGAAUGAAAAUUCUAAUCCUGUAGAUUUAUCUGAGAAGGACCAUUUUUGCGGAAGACAGUGUGCGGAGCCUAAUGCUAGGUUUGAUGAAGCCCUGAAGUCCACAUAUCAACACAUUACAUCUGUGUUGCAGAGUUUAUGUUCGCCCAGCACUAUCCCUUCCAUGAUUAACCUUGGUUCAUGGGAACUACAAUUUGUCGCAAAUCUCAGUUUGGACAUGCUAUGUGAUGAUCUUUUCAAAACAAUCACUUUUGGGGCGAAACUGGUGAAUUGUUGUGACAAUAACAUUAGCAGUUCUUCCAAAGUCGGAGCCCAUUUCCAAAAUCUACAUACGCUCGUGGAUCUAUUACUGAAAUUCAGUGACGAGCUCUUGAAAAAUUUCUUUGCUAUGCACAAAUCAGUAGCAGUAACAACUCAUGUGAUUGCAAAUAUUUUAGUUUCUCUAUUUUCAAAAGGUUUUGGAAGAUUAACAGAAAACCAGGAGGAUGAUGGAACCCUUGAUAAAUCUGAAGAUGCAAGUGGGACUGGCAUGGGGGAAGGUGUUGGACUAAAUGAUGUCAGUGAUCAGAUAACUGAUGAAGAUCAGCUGCUGGGAACACGUGAACAGAAAAAGGAGGAACAAGAGGAGUCCAAAGAAGUGCCAGGCAACGAUAAUACAGGUAUAGAAAUGGAUCAGGAUUUUCAGGCUGAUGCUGUAAGCCUUAGUGAGGAUUCUAGUGAAAAUGAAGAUUGUGAUGGUGAGAAUGAGGAACUUGAAUCAGAAAUGGGUCCCACUGGACCAGAUAGUGAAGCAGUUGGAGAAAAAAUUUGGGAUCAGAAUGAAGAUGAGACUCCCGAUGAUACAGGAGAAAAGUAUGAAUCAGGACCUUCAGUUAAGGACGGAGAUGGAAGCAACAAAGAGCUAAGAGCCAAGGAUGAUUCUACCAGCGAUCAAUCUGGGGAUGACAGUUGUGAUGAAGGUGAUGCUCAGAAUGAUGAAGCUGCAGCACAGAAUGAGUUUGAUGAUGAAGAAAAUGGAGACGAUGUAAAUAUGGACAAAGAAGCAGCACAUUCUGAUGCUACUGGAUUGAAGCCCGAUGAACCGGAUCACUCUUCUGACAUGGAAAUAGAUUUGAAUGCAAACGAAGAUGUGGAUCCUAUUGAAGAGGGAGAUCAAGAAGGGCAUGAUGAUUCAGCUGAGAAUGGAAACCAGGAAGAUGAGACAUGCCCGCCUGAUGAAAUUAUGGAAGAAGCACAUACUGAAGUUGAUGUAUCCUCUGAAAAAGAUGAUCUAGGUCAAGAACAUCAAGAGAAUGAUGACAUGAAUUCCAUGGAUCCAAAGAAUGAUACAUCUGAAUCUUCUGACGUGGUUAAUCCGCAAGUUUCCAAUGUUGAUUUAGCGUCACAGUCCAAAAGUGAUUUGCAGACAUCUGGUUCAGAAAAUAUAGCGUCACAGUCAAAUUUAUCAAAUAGCCAUCACGAUUUCGGCAACCCUGCUGUAACGGGAGGUUUUCCUUCAAGUGAUAUGUCUGAGAUGGAUAUUAAUAUGUCAGAUUCAUCAAAUACUGGGGGAUUUAGUAAAACUCAACCUAAAUCACACCUUCCACAGCACGAGCAUUCAUUUUCUCAAGAAAAACAAACCAAUCCUUCCCGAAGUACAGGGGAUGCACUUGAUUUCAGGAAAGAAAAAAUAAAUGUAUCUGGUGAUCUCCCUGAGGAUAAUAUAGAACAUCACGGUGAAAUGGAUGAUAAUAAUGCUGAUGAGUAUGGAUAUGUUUCUGAAUUUGAAAAGGGAACAACUCAGGCUUUGGGACCUGCAACGUUGGAACAGGUUGAUAGAAACAUUGAUGUCGAUAAGGUUGACACAGAAAGUCGUGCUGGAGAAGAUGCAAAUUUGCAGCUUGAGAAGCAAAACUCAGAAAUAGAUUCUGUAAGUAAUUCUUCCUUACUCCCUAAAAAUGAAAAAAGGGAUCAAGCGAAUAUGCCAGUCAUGGAGAAAUCUCAAGAUGAUGGAUCAGUAAAGCCUCUUGGUAGUGCAAAUAUUGAUCCUGAAAGUCAUUUGGAAGAUCUAAUUUCUAUCAGUAGAUCAUACUUGGGUGAGAACACACAUAAAUUAAGUCAACUUUCUGUGAAUGAUGAGGAAUUGGGAAAAUAUCACGAACCUUGUGAUGCUCCUGAUCAUGUGAAGGAUAAUGCUACUGCUCUCUGGAGAAGAUAUGAACUUAGCACUACAAAGUUGUCUCAGGAACUGACUGAGCAAUUGCGUCUUGUAUUGGAGCCCACAGUGGCCAGCAAGCUCCAAGGGUAUUAUAAAACUGGAAAAAGGAUACAUAUGAAAAAGGUAAUACAAUUCAUAGCAAGUUAUUAUCGUAUGGAUAAAAUAUGGCUUAGGCGGACCAGACCCAACAAACGUGAUUACCAAGUUGUAAUUGCUGUUGAUGAUUCACAUAGCAUGUCGGAGAGUUGCUGCGGUGAUGUUGCUGUGGAAGCUUUGGUUACAGUAUGCCGUGCUGUUUCUCAACUUGAAAUGGGGAGCUUGGCAGUUGCAAGCUUCGGAACAAAAGGAAACAUAAAUUUGCUGCAUGAUUUUGAUAGCCCAUUCACUGCAGAGUCCGGGGUUAAGAUGGUCUCCAAUCUGACAUUCAAGCAAGAGAAUACUAUUGCCGAUGAACCAGUUGUUGAUCUGUUGAAGUUUUUGACCAACAAGCUAGAUGCUGCUGUUGUAAAAGCACGACUUCCAUCUGGCCAUAACCCCCUACAGCAACUUGUUUUAAUAAUUGCAGACGGUCGUUUUCAUGAAAAGGAUAACUUAAAGCGGUGUGUUAGAGAAGCAUUAGCCAGUAACCGGAUGGUUGCGUUCUUGCUUCUUGAUAACUCUCAGGAGUCAAUAAUGGAUCUUAUGGAAGCAUCCUUUGAGGGCGGAAAGAUGAAGUUUUCCAAGUACAUGGACUCCUUUCCCUUUCCCUAUUAUAUCGUUCUGAGGAACAUUGAAGCACUGCCUAGGACUCUUGCAAACCUACUGAGACAGUGGUUGGAGCUUAUGCAACAUUCAAAUUACUGACUGGUUAAAGACUCAUUGAAGACGUGCAAAAUCCAUUUUUGAUUUCAAGAAUGCAGAUACAACAUGCUUUAUAUUGAAGAGGGAUUAGAAAAAAUCAUUGGGUUACUUGGGUGUGAAUUUUGUAUAUAUGAAAAGUACACGAAAUUGUAUAGUAUUAACAAUUAUACAGUUACCAAAAUAAAACAAUUAUACAGUUGUGCAAUCCAAUGUACAGAUCUACUUUGAUUAAUAAGAAUGUCAUGUUUGCUGCAUUUGAUGAA